AUGCAGGCUUCCGUCCUGGGUUCACCAACUGGUGUUGGUUCCUCUCCUGUUCCAGGGCCACAUAAACCCGAUGCUCCAACUUGCUCAGGCUUCUCCACUCACAUGGCUUCUCCAUCGUCAUCGCUUACCCUCAGAUCAACUCGAGAUCCAAGCAUAACAGUACAGACAUGCAGCGCAAGCAAUAUAGUGACUUACCUUGCAAUGCCUCGGCUCUUCCAGCUUGGCCUCAUCCCACCUCAAGCUUCUGUCGACUGUCGGGGCUGGGUCCCUCCUCUACAAGCAACUUGCCAGAGGAGGACACUGGUUGCAAAGCAUGGCUUGACAAACAAGCCCCUAACUCGGUCAUCUACGUCAGUUCAGGAAGCCGUGUUGAUGAAUGAGAAAGAAGUCAGUGAGAGGGCAUGGGGACUUGCAAACAGCAAGCAGCCUUUCUUGGGGGCCGUCCAGCCUGGUUCUGUUCAGGGCUUGGACCGCCUGGAGUGGCUUCUGGAAGGGUUUUGGCAAGGAGUCGGAGAGAGGGGUCAUAUCGUGAAGUGGGCACCUCAGAAGGCUGUGUUGGCGGACAAGGAAGUAGGAGGGUUCUUGAGCCACAGCGGGGUGGAACUCGACCCUGGAGAGCAUUGCUGA
Molecule: messenger RNA, 627 nt
Organism: Punica granatum (pomegranate)
Lineage: Eukaryota; Viridiplantae; Streptophyta; Magnoliopsida; Myrtales; Lythraceae
Source: RefSeq, a predicted model, not a curated record